Messenger RNA from Melanotaenia boesemani (Boeseman's rainbowfish), 841 nucleotides. Its product is annotated as regulator of G-protein signaling 9-binding protein. NCBI's taxonomy places the organism in Eukaryota, Metazoa, Chordata, Actinopteri, Atheriniformes, Melanotaeniidae. Bases 1 to 714 code for a protein of 237 amino acids. The record is from RefSeq and is a predicted model, not a curated record. Gene Ontology annotation, biological process: G protein-coupled receptor signaling pathway. Gene Ontology annotation, cellular component: neuron projection. The transcript is spliced from 4 exons.
AUGAGUCGGUGGCGCCGAUCUGUGGGCGAGCUGGCAGGAGGGCGGCGACGGCACGCCGAGUGUGAGCGUGGUCAGGAUGCUCUCAGUCGGGUCACUUCCUGUUUCCAACAGCUGGUAGUAUCGCUCGGCAGCUCGGCCGACAGCAGCUUCCUGCGAGAUGAGAUAGAUGGAACACGAGUACUCGCUCACCGUAUCUGCAGCGGUCUGUCCCACCGUCUGCUGCGCCUGUUGUCAGACUGUAGCUCCGUCCCUUCAGGUGUGGAAGACAGACAGGCGUCAGAGCGACUCUGGGUUCUUUUCCUGUCAGCAGUGGAGAACUUCCUGUCAGACCUCCGUAAGACCAGAGAGCUGAUUGGACAGUUUCCUCUGACUCAGCGCUCGAGCAGACAUUCGUUGGUCAACACAGGUUGUUCGGAUGGCGUAGUGGGCGUGGCAGCUCGGGCAGCUCUUGUCCAGAUUCCGUGGCUCACCUUGGAGGAGGAGCCAAGUCCUGAUCUGACCAAUCACAUCAGGGGACUGGAGUCCAUGCUGAGUGAGCUGCAGCUGAGGGUUCCUGUAGCGUUCUGGUCUGUGGAGGCAACCCACCCAGCCUGGACUGAAGCUCAUGAUGAGCUUGUAGAACCAGAUGGCAGCCUGGAGGACUUGAUGGAGGUGGAGGCCGUCUCUAAUGACAACAACAUGGUGGUGUGCUGCAAACUCGGCUGCGUUGGUUAACUACAUUCCAGAUUUACAAUGGUGUUCCAGAUUAAGAAGUUCCAGAUUUCAUCUGAUCAGGAGAAGGAAGCUGGGCUCACCUGAUAACAUUCAGAUUGAUAUCCUGAAAUCUGUUAAAUAAAACUCA